This is a messenger RNA of Scylla paramamosain (green mud crab), 543 nucleotides long. RefSeq names its product soluble scavenger receptor cysteine-rich domain-containing protein SSC5D-like. The transcript is spliced from 2 exons. Lineage: Eukaryota; Metazoa; Arthropoda; Malacostraca; Decapoda; Portunidae. Bases 1 to 543 code for a protein of 180 amino acids. The record is from RefSeq and is a predicted model, not a curated record.
AUGCAUCACCACCACUGCAUCAUCAUCACCACCUCUAAGGGCAUCAUCAUCAUCAUCAUCAUCAUCAUCAGCAGCAGCAGCAGCAGCAGCAGCAGCAACACUGUACUAUACUACACCACACUGCACCAUACCACAUCACACUGCACCACACCACAUUGCACCACACCACAACCCACCACACCACACCCCACUGCACCACACUGCACCACAACACACUGCACCCACCACAAACUGCACUACACCAUAUCACAUCAAACCACACCGCACAGCACUGCACCACACAACACCACACCACACUACACCACACAACACCACACCACACUGCACCACACCACACCACACUUACACCACACCCCACCACACUGCACCACACCACACACCACUACAUCACACCCCACUACACCACCCCAUACCCUACCGCACCACAACAAACUACACCACACCACACUGCACCACACCACACCACACUGCACCACACCCAUCCACACAAAAUCUUUCAAAAACGUUCAAGAUCUAACCCUCGUGACUUCUGGCAUCUAUUAA